CAGUGCAGUAACAUGGCCGAGUCAUUCAAUAAGUUGUUAUUGGGGAUACGUGGUAUGCCUGUGAACGCAAUCGUUGAAUUCACCUUCUACAGGCUUGUUGCGUGGUUCAAUGAAAGACACGCAAAAGCAGAAGCAUUGCUGGUUGCUGGGGAGAGAUGGGCUGAAAAACCAAAGAGACAUCUCAUCAUUGCAAAUGAAAGGGCUUCCACACAUGAGGUGCAAUGUUUUGAUCUCGGCUCAGGGACUUAUCAGGUGGAGCAUAGGGGCGGUACAACGUCCGACGGUGAGAUCCGAGAGUCGAGGAUACAUGUGGUAGUUCUCCGAGAUUUCAAGUGCACUUGUGGUAGGCCAAGGCAGUACCACUUCGUAUGUUCUCAUUUGGUGGCAGCAGCUAGGCAUCGCAAUUUUGAUAUCGAGAGCAUGAUACCACAUGAGUUCAGCGUAGACACCCUUGUGCGGACAUGGAGCCCCCGCUUCGUGCCUUUCCGGGAUCCUAGAGAGUGGCCUCCGUAUGAUGGGCCAAAAUAUGUUGCGGAUCCUGCAUACCGUUGGAACAAACGUGGAACAAGGAAGCGGACGAGGCAUAACAUGACUAUGGAUCAGGUAUCCGGAAGAACGAGGCGUGGUAGAGCAACACCAUUUCUUGCUGAUCCAGAACAGAACGAGUGCGGCAAGUGCGGUAGAUUGGGUCAUAAUUCACGCACUUGCCGUUGGCAAAUUAGUGAGGAUGGCGCACUUCCACCUUCUAGAUCAGGCGUACGACCAGACCCACCGAGGUCGUCUCAUAGCGGGAGGGCAGGUCCUUCCGCUCCUUCGUUCUAGAGCCCAUGAUGGGUUUUUGGCGCUGCAGUACGACGACCGCUACACUCCUUUACUACAG
This is a messenger RNA of Setaria italica (foxtail millet), 880 nucleotides long. RefSeq lists its product as uncharacterized. The record is from RefSeq and is a predicted model, not a curated record. Lineage: Eukaryota; Viridiplantae; Streptophyta; Magnoliopsida; Poales; Poaceae. The coding region runs from base 13 to 822 and encodes 269 amino acids. Gene Ontology annotation, molecular function: zinc ion binding; nucleic acid binding. The transcript has 3 exons.